AUGCGAACAAAAGACAUGGAAGCGAUGAAGAUACUCUUUGAAGCAGUACAUAACGAAAGUCCGAGACUUUACAGUCCCGCGGCUCUCAAAUCAGCGAUAGAGAAUGAGGGACACAAGGAAGUGGAAAGGCUCCGCCAAGCUGAGAGGUUUUUACAACAGGUUAUUCAACUGAAGAAUGUGUGUUUUCAUAAGGCUGCAAGCCGCGGAGACAUGGAACUUGUCAAGUUCUUUUUGGGUAUUGGAGUUGAUGCAGAUAUAGAUAUCUUUAAGGAAUCCAUCGGAUAUCAAACAGCCCUCGCCGUAGCAUCGGCAGGAGGUCACCUAGAUGUAAUGGAGUACCUGAUUAGUAUAGGUGCACGACUCAACCCACCCUUCGAUCGCAAUCGAAAGUGUUGGGAUCGCUCUCCACUCACAGCCGCCUCAGAGGAAGGUAUGUUAGAGGCUGUGGAAGUGUUGCUACAAGCAGGGGCAAACGUGGAUGGUGACUUGGGAUUAUACGCAGCCGUCUCUAAAGGCCAUUUGCUUGUUGCAAGGUGUCUCUUGGAAGCUGGCUCUGAUGCAAAUCUUGCCCAGGGUUGGCAUAAAGGAGUAUCUUAUGGGGAAGGAAACACCCCUUUGGAAGCAGCGAUUCAAGGAGCGAAUAACGAAGUUGUCGCGGCUCUUUUGGAGGAACGUUUACAUCUCAGGGGAAGGGUGCCGUAUUCUGCAGCUGAGAAAGGAUUCUUUUCAAUCCUCCAAAGGUUGAUCGAUGCAGGCGCCGAAAUCAACGUUCGGGCGAUCUAA
Messenger RNA from Hymenoscyphus albidus, 783 nucleotides. The record is from the annotation of a GenBank genome assembly. Lineage: Eukaryota; Fungi; Ascomycota; Leotiomycetes; Helotiales; Helotiaceae.